Molecule: messenger RNA, 813 nt
Organism: Poecilia reticulata (guppy)
Lineage: Eukaryota; Metazoa; Chordata; Actinopteri; Cyprinodontiformes; Poeciliidae
Source: RefSeq, a predicted model, not a curated record
AUGAUCGAGUCUCUGGGAAAACUGGCUUUUGUUCAGCUGCAGAAAGGAAACCUGAUCUUUUAUGAAUCAGACCUGACAGAGUGUGGCAUCGAUAUCAGAGCAGCCUCAGUGUACUCAGGAGUGUUCACACAGAUCUUUAGAGAGGAGAGAGGGCUGUACCAGGACAAKGUGUUCUGCUUUGUCCAUCUGAGUGUUCAGGAGUUUCUGGCUGCUCUUCAUGUUCAUCUGACCUUCAUCAACUCUGGAGUCAACCUAUUGGAAAAAAAUCAACCAUACUUUUUCUYUACAAUGUUCUCUAUAUUUUGUAGCAAGUCAAAUAUAAUUGAUCUCCACCAGAGUGCUGUUGACCAGUCCUUACAGAGUCCAAAUGGACACCUGGACUUGUUCGUCCGUUUCCUCCUGGGACUUUCUCUGCAGAUCAAUCGGAGACUCCUACAAGGUCUGCUGACACAGACAGUAAGUAGCUCGCAGACCAAUCAGGAAACAGUUCAGUACAUCAAGGAGAAGAUCACUGAGAAUGUAUCUGCAGAGAAAAGCAUCARUCUUUUCCACUGUCUGAAUGAACUGAAUGAUCGUUCUCUAGUGGAGGAGAUCCAACAGUCUCUGAGUUCAGGAAGUCUCUCCACAGAUGAACUGUCUCCUGCUCAGUGGUCAGCUCUGGUCUUCAUCUUACUGUCAUUAGGAAAAGAUCUGGAUGUGUUUGACCUGAAGAAAUACUCUGCUUCAGAAGAGGCUCUUAUGAGGCUGCUGCCUGUUGUUAAAGCCUACAACAAAGCUCUACUGAGUGGCUGUAACCUCUCAGAGAGAAGCUGU